Akanthomyces muscarius is the source of this 1176-nucleotide messenger RNA. RefSeq lists its product as uncharacterized. The transcript has a single exon. Lineage: Eukaryota; Fungi; Ascomycota; Sordariomycetes; Hypocreales; Cordycipitaceae. The coding region runs from base 1 to 1176 and encodes 391 amino acids. The record is from RefSeq and is a predicted model, not a curated record.
AUGACCUCGGACACCAAGCUGCGCCGCCGGGCCAGCAGCGCGGCCUCACGCAGCGGCCACACUCGCGGGGCCUCCAAUCAGAUGGUAAAGCCCAAGUCGAUACACACGUCGGACGACUUUGUGCAGGACUUUCUCGGGCCGUCUUUUGACCCGGCCGCCUUUCUCAACGCCAAGCUGCCGCCGCUGGCGCCCAAGUCAAGCACCUCGGCGCCUACUGGGGCGGUACCGCUGGCGGACCUCUCGCAGCAGGCCAGUGCACUGCUCUCACAGCUCAAUGCGCAGACGACGCGGCUGUCGUCGACGCUGACACAGCUCACCGACGACAUCCUGCGCAGCGGUAGCCGGCUUGCGUACGAGGUGGAGCUGCUGCGCGGCGAGACGCUCAGUCUGCAGGAGACGAUGCAUGAGACGUUGCAUGACGACAUUGCCCAUUUUCUGCCCGAGGGUAUUCGCGGGAAGAAGGAUGAGGAGGGAGAGUCACCUGCGGGUGAAGAUGAGAAGGAGAAUGGGGAGGAUGAAGAGGACAAGACCAAAGAAAACAGCGCCCAUGCCGAGUUACCUGUACCGACAACAACAGAAGCAAACAGCACCAGCAAUGAGCCAACAUACGUUCAGCAACUACGAACACUGACAUUGGUGCGAUCACGUAUAGAGACUGUGGUCAAGACAUUUGGCGAUGCCAUGGAUUUCGGCUUUCCCCCCUCAGAGCUGUCUGUGAGCUCAUCCUUCCUCUCCGUGUCCGCGCCAGAGCCCGGCUCCGAGCAGCAGAGCUCCGAAGACCGUGGCCAGCAGACCCUCAGGAAGCUGCGCGACGAAAUCAGCAGCCUGCUGCGCCCGGCGGCCACGGACAGCAGCAGUGCCGCCGACCCCGUCGCCGGCAUCGAAAAAGCGGCAAACAGGAUCGAGGAGCUGAAGGAGCUGAACAAUGUUUGGAGGGGCACCUCCGAGGAAAAGGGCCGCAGUCGGUUCAUUGAGAGCCUCGCCAAGAUGGUCGAGGACAGACACAAGGAGCUCAUGCGCGAGCUGGACCAGCAGCGCUCGCCAGCCAAGAAGGCGGCGGAAGGCGGGACGAGGCGGACAGGAUCGCCGGCGCUCGGGGACGAGGCGAGACCACAGCCGCCGCCGGGAGGAUUUGGGUUGAUUAGCCAGCUACAAAAGCUACGGAGUGGGCUGUAA